CCAGACCCAAACCUAUGACCUAAUCAGUAACGUUAUUUCGCGGCGCAUACCAUCGCUGUAGCUCGACACCGACGCCUUACUCCACACAUAUCAACAUGUCUUUGGCACAAGCAAUAAAGGGCGAUAUGCCCUACCAAGUGCGCUCACUUUAUCGUUCUCUGCUUCGACAGGGCAGUCAAUUCGCCGCCUACAACUUCCGCGAGUACGCCAAACGAAGAACACGCGACGCCUUCCGGGAACACCAGAAAGAGGCGGAGGAGAGAAGAGUGCAAGAUCUUAUGCAGAAGGGGCUGAAGGAGUUGCAGAUGCUGAAGAGGCAAACCGUCAUAAGCCAGUUUUACCAGAUCGACCGAUUGGUCGUCGAGGGCGGCAAGGAGGGCAAGCAGACAGGCAACAGGAACGACAUCAUCAGACAGAAGGAUCAAGGUUGGGACUGAGCCCUAUCAUAAGUGCUAUAAUUGAGCAGAGAUCAAUGUUGGAUCAUGUAACAACACUAUCCACUCCCCUUCGAGCGAACAAUCGAGCAGAUAGAUGGGCCUUAGAUUUGGCAUGUGCUUCAGGUGGUAUCUGAAAUCUUGUGGGAAUAUGGAUGCCUUCAGUUGUGGUACCACGAGUGUAUUAUAGGGUGCUUACUGUUCGUCAACAACAUUGUAGUAAUUGCGCAUGGACACAAACAACACUGAUAUUGACAAACACUCUGUCUACCUGUAGCUGGA
Molecule: messenger RNA, 716 nt
Organism: Didymella exigua CBS 183.55
Lineage: Eukaryota; Fungi; Ascomycota; Dothideomycetes; Pleosporales; Didymellaceae
Exons: 4
Coding region: 96-437 (113 amino acids)
Biological process (GO): iron-sulfur cluster assembly
Cellular component (GO): L-cysteine desulfurase complex; mitochondrion
Source: RefSeq, a predicted model, not a curated record